Fimicolochytrium jonesii is the source of this 1127-nucleotide messenger RNA. RefSeq lists its product as uncharacterized. The transcript has a single exon. The coding region runs from base 22 to 987 and encodes 321 amino acids. The record is from RefSeq and is a predicted model, not a curated record. NCBI's taxonomy places the organism in Eukaryota, Fungi, Chytridiomycota, Chytridiomycetes, Spizellomycetales, Powellomycetaceae.
CUCGAAUAGCAAUCGGCGACCAUGACGAAUAGCCUAACCAGCCCUCUCGACAUCUUCCGUGCUCAUCCCGACGAGACAAGACUGGACGAGCUAGGCAAGCGCCUGCUGGACUCGGUGCCUGACCGACAACCCGCCACGUUAGCUCGUGCCGUACAGAACAUUAUCCUUCACCAACAGCACAUUGAACUCUGCGGAGCAAAAGCUGCUUUCACGGAAGCUGACACUGAGCGUGACCUCAGCCUUCGCUCCGCCCAACGUAUCAUCGACCACUGGGUCGCCCGCAACCCUCGCAACAGUAGCAGCGGCAGCGACACACAAACGACACCCUCCCUUGUGGUCCCACGAGAAGCGUCGGCACGUGUGGUAGGCACGUGCCGCGAGUUCGCUCUGCUGUUUACAUCCUUCCUACGCGAGUCGGGUGUCCCUGCCCGACCCCGUGUCGGCUUUGCAGACUAUUUCUCCGGAGAGGGGUGCGAUUUCUUUGUUGACCACUGGGUGACCGAGUUCUGGCAUGCCGAUGCUGGACGAUGGGUUCUUGCUGACGCAGAGCUUGACGAUAUGGUCUGCAAGCGGAACAACAUCUUGUUCGAUCCCCUGGAUGUGCCGCGUGACCGCUUUUUGGUAGGCGGCGAUGCUUGGUUGGCUGUUGAGGUCGAGAAGCGCUUGCAAGGUGACGAGUUUGGAAUGCCUUGGCUCAAAGGCGUUGGGAUGGUCGCUGGCGCCGUCGAGCGCGACCUCGCAGCCUUGAAUGGCACCUCCCCGCUGUGCUGGGAGGCUUGGCCGGAAUGUCUUAUGCUGCGUGUGCCCAUCAAGGGCCCCGUCCCGGAUGAAGUUAAGGAGGACUACGGCGUACUGGCUGAAGCGAGCUCGAAGGCGGGCAAAAAGGGAGACAUCACGGAGGAAAUACGUAUGCUGGAAAAGGCGAUCACACAUGGGGCUUUUGCAAAGUGCCAGCCCAACCAGAUGAUCGACCUGCGUCAGGAAUAGGCAAACAUAUGUGUGUCGGUGCAGAGUAAUUUGUAACUUGUACAUUUGCUCAAUAGUAUUCUUGCUGUUGCUGGAUGCAUUUCAUCCCUCGGAAACCCAUACGUUGUACCAUUGUAAAUUCAAAAGGUGUCUGCGGUUUC